Myiozetetes cayanensis is the source of this 691-nucleotide messenger RNA. RefSeq names its product C-C motif chemokine ligand 17 (gene CCL17). The transcript is spliced from 3 exons. The record is from RefSeq and is a predicted model, not a curated record. Gene Ontology annotation, cellular component: extracellular region. Lineage: Eukaryota; Metazoa; Chordata; Aves; Passeriformes; Tyrannidae. Gene Ontology annotation, molecular function: chemokine activity; CCR chemokine receptor binding. Gene Ontology annotation, biological process: neutrophil chemotaxis; cellular response to type II interferon; chemokine-mediated signaling pathway. Bases 188 to 451 code for a protein of 87 amino acids.
GUGUCCCAAAAAUAAACGACAGAAAUCCCCCCACUUGUCGCUGGGAAGGGUCUUCUUAGAACACGUCUGAAGUUUGUGGAAGAGUGGGCGGGAUGGGGAGGAUAAAUUACAGCACAGCGGGAGCCGAAGCCACGGACACCGGGCAGGGCGGCACAGAGGACGGAGGAGCAGCCCUCACACAGCCACCAUGGCCACUGCAAGGACAGUCCUGCUGCUCACCCUGCUCCUCACCUUCUCCCUGCACCACGCCACAGCCCACAUCAGACCCAUCGAAUGCUGCUUCGAGUAUGCAAAGAAGCCCGUCCGACACGUGCAGAGCUACUACGAGACCCCCAUAGACUGCCCUAAGCCUGCAGUUGUGAUCGUGGCUGCCAGCGGUGCCAAGAUCUGUGCUGACCCCAACAAGCGCUGGGUGAAGAAAGCCAUGGAAACGCCUCAAAAGGAAAGAUGAACUCCAUCCAUCUGCCAUCCCACUCGCCCAUCCAGCCCUCCUGUCUCUGCUGGGUGCUGAUGGUGCUCACAGCACUUCCCCAAAGGCUGCCGUGGCAGUGGCACCAUCACUGCAGCUGGAGCCAGCCCUGUACCCUGGCAGGAUCAGCUCUCACAGCAUCACAGACCAGCCAACCAACCAACCAAGCUCCUCCUGCUGUCCCUGCCCUGCUGGGCUGUGCCACUGGAGCAAAUAUUUAUA